AUGUACACGGGUGCACAGGACGUCUUUGGAAGUACUGCAUCUCCGUGUGGUCCGCAUGUGCUGCCAGAACGUACAGGCACGCCCGUGCAUACACCGCCGAGCAACACGACUCGGUGUGCCUCUCCGUGGCGCCUUCCAAGCUCGCUCAGCAAGCGGGAGAGCAUGAUACAGCGUGCAGAGGAGCUCAUGGAGCUUGGGUCUCCGGCACGGCGCUCACCGGUGCGGGAACUUGGCACCGUGUCCCCACAUACCAAGUCCACGCGUCCCUUGCCAAGAAUUCCACAACCUCUCGACGAGAUUGCGCGCGGCGCGAAUGUAGAGACGCCGCCUCGGUGGGAUAUGCCCACAAAGCAUGACGAUGGGAAGAUGUGGCAUCCUGUGCACACAGAAACCCCGCGGCGGCGCCCGCUGCCUGUGUCGCCGUCUCACAAUGCUGACGCUAGCUCGCCGCGCCGCCGUCCAUUGCCCGCCGUGCACAAGCAAAGGCUGCAGCACACCGUUGAUGUUCCAUCCACGCCCCCGCCCUUUUAUCAAGGAGCGCCUGCCGCUGCGAAAAAGGCGCUGCCUGGCGGCGUGCCGCCCAGGACGCCGUCUCCGCACGGCGUCCGUUCCAUGCCUGGCCCCAGCUCGCCGAGCCGCUCACAAGUGCUGCGCACGCCUUCGCCCACUCACAUACCAAUGCUUGUGCGCACGCCCUCGCCGAGGCCGCAAGUACGCACCUAUACCAUGACGCCUGCGGUCCCUGGCGGCCCGCCUGUCCCACUGCUAAUGGUCGACGACGAGAUUAUGACCGAAGCCAUGAUGGAUCCAGGCGCCGAAGACGAUGCCACGGUCUCCUUCGACGAUAGCAGCCCGGUUCCACAGCACGCGUCGAGCACGCCCACGUCGAGGUCUACCGAUGUAUUUGACAACGUCGAAGGCCUUUGCGGCGUCGAUGCGCGAUGCCGUGCGUGCGACCGAUGGAUUGCUGGCUAUACGGUGCAUGCGAUGGGCGAUACUUGGCACGCGCCCUGCUUUGUAUGUGCUCAUUGCGAGACGCCGCUGGAGCACGUCAGCUUUUACGAGCACCAAGGGCGCCCGUACUGCCACCUCGACUUUCACGAGCUCUUCUCCCGGCGCUGUUUCCAUUGCAAGACGCCGAUCGUAGACGAGCGCUUUGUCACGAUCGACGACGCGCAUUUGGGUCAGCGCUCCUACCACGAACUUCACUUUUUCUGCGCGGGCUGUGGCGAUCCCUUCCUCGAUCCAAAAGAUACGCCCGCCGAUGCACACGACACGAGUUUUGCGUCUUUGGAGGAGGGACAGAUUCGGCACAGCGGCAAGCCGUUCUUUGUCCAAGGCGCGCAUCCCUACUGCGAAGCGUGCCAUACACGGCUGCACCGACCAAAAUGCAAGGCAUGCCGCCGACCUGUGGAGCACGACGCGGUGCGUGCGUUGCGUGCGGACUGGCAUCCGACAUGUUUUGCCUCUGUCUUCCUCGGCCCCGACGGCUCCCCGCUGGAUCUAGACUGUUACCAGGCCUGGCAGCGGCACAAGGCGUAG
Molecule: messenger RNA, 1542 nt
Organism: Malassezia vespertilionis
Lineage: Eukaryota; Fungi; Basidiomycota; Malasseziomycetes; Malasseziales; Malasseziaceae
Exons: 3
Coding region: 1-1542 (513 amino acids)
Cellular component (GO): nucleus; Z disc
Molecular function (GO): transcription coregulator activity
Source: RefSeq, a predicted model, not a curated record